CUCAAAAAGAGGCGCCGCCGGUAGCGCCAGGACUUCUGCUGCCUCGUGGUGUCGGCACCAGGGUCCUCUAGCUUGUUCCAACCUUCGUCAUUGCUGAAUGCUUCCGAGUCGAAAAAAUUCGAAACAUUUUUGUUGACACCGGCCGAUGAUGCCACAGGUGGAUACCCCCUUGUCAGAGCAUUAUCGCCCUCGCGAUGGCUCUGAUUCAGCGUAAUUUGGCCCGACCCAGAAAUAUACAUAAGUAAACCCAAGGACCCUCCUGGUGACGCAAAACAUACGAUCAUUCUUUCCCUUUCCUGCUGACUUAGCAUCUCUACCCACCCUCCUCAUAUCUAUCUUCCCUCCUCUCUAUCAUCCCGAACACUACUCGAACACCACACAUCUUCAUACAUCCUCCAUCAUGCCUGCUUUCGAAGACUCCGAUCUCAAUGUCGAGGCCCAGCCCACCCAGCAAAGAUCCAACAGCCAAGCUGUCGGUUCCAGCUUCGGUGGCAGCUUGCCUGUCCCCGGUAUGGAGCCUGGCACCGACAGAUCCGUCGAGGUCCCUGCUACCCGUAGCAGCAUCGCCGACCCCUCUCCCUACAUGCACCAGCUCUCCCUCUCUCCUUCAAUGAAGGACCGCAGAGGAUCCCGCAACUCAUUUGGUGCAUCCCUUCCCAUCCCCCGUUCCAAGAGACAGUCCCGUCUGUCUUCUGUCCACUACCCUGACUCCAAGGCUGGCCGCCCUGGCAUGCCCCCAAUCCAACCUACUCGCGACAUCCUUGCUUCUCAGAUUCAGGACCUCUCUGGCGAGAAGGUCAAGGCUGCCAAGAAUAUGGCCUUUGCUUUCGACAUUGACGGUGUCCUCGUUCACGGUGACCGUCUGAUCCCUGAGGGCAAGCGUGCCCUCGAGAUCCUCAACGGUGACAACGAGCUCGGCAUCAAGAUCCCUCACAUCUUCCUUACCAACGGAUCCGGUAAGCUCGAGGUUCCUCGUUGCGAGCAGCUCUCCAAGAUCCUCGGCAACCGUGUCAGCGUCGAUCAGUUCAUCCAAUCUCACACUCCCAUGAGAGCUCUUUCGGAGUACUACAGCACCGUCCUUGUCGUCGGUGGUGAGGGUUACAAGUGCCGCGAGGUCGCCGAGGCCUACGGCUUCAAGGACAUCGUUGUCCCCAACGACAUUAUCGCCUGGGACCCCACCAUUGCACCUUUCCGUGUCUUCACUGACGAGGAGCGCGCUACUUCUCGCCCUCGCGACUUCUCCAAGAUCAACAUCGACGCCAUCAUGGUCUUCUCCGACUCGCGUGACUACGCCACCGACAUGCAGAUCAUCAUCGACCUCCUGAAGUCGGAGAACGGUCGUUUCGGCACCGUCGCCAAAGACCCCACCAGUCAGCGUAUUCCCAUCUACUUCUCUCAGGGCGAUCUGUUGUGCCCCAGUGAGCACCCAUUCCCUCGCAUGUCUCAGGGUGCCUUCCGUAUUGGUCUCGAGGCUAUGUACAAGGCUCUCACUGGUGUCGACCUCGAGCGUGUUGUUUACGGUAAGCCCGAGUUGGCUACAUACAAGUACGCCGACGAGGUCAUCGCCAGCUGGAUGGAGCAAAUUCACAACGAGGAGAGACUCCCAGAGAACAUCUACAUGGUUGGUGACAACCCAGCCUCCGACAUUAUCGGUGGUAACAUGUACGGCUGGAACACUUGUCUCGUCCGCACCGGUGUCUUCCAGGGUGGUGACAACGACGAGAACAACCCUGCCAGCUUCGGUGUCUUCGUCAACGUCCUCGAGGCUGUCAAGACUGCCAUGCGCAAGGAGCUCGGCCAGGAUUUCAAGUUCGAGUGGAGCUCUGACAACGUCAACCCCGUCCUCGGUGGCAGCCAGGACUACUCUGCUAUUGAGUAAGAGACUGAAAAAGCAUGAUGGCGUUUUCUAUUUUCUGUUUGAUAUCAUGUCCACCCAGGAGGUGUUGACUUUGGCGUUUUUUUACUUUUUUCUUUUAUGCAGCUAGGAGCAUGAACGGCACGAGAACUUAGACGGCGGGAAUACCAGCAAUAGGCUUUUGAGCUUAUUCAAACAUACUUAUGAAUGCUAUGAGAUUUAGACAUCUUAACAACUCUCUACUUUGUCUUCAGGUGAUACGUUUCAGACGUGAAAGUAAUCAAGAGCAGAAUCGCUUGUCGUA
Molecule: messenger RNA, 2159 nt
Organism: Aureobasidium subglaciale EXF-2481
Lineage: Eukaryota; Fungi; Ascomycota; Dothideomycetes; Dothideales; Saccotheciaceae
Exons: 1
Coding region: 401-1879 (492 amino acids)
Biological process (GO): glycerophospholipid biosynthetic process
Cellular component (GO): mitochondrion
Source: RefSeq, a predicted model, not a curated record